UUUGACCAGACAGGAUGGGGCUGCUCAGAUCACUCUGAGAUCUGAGGAGUGACUCGCUCGACCUCUCCGACAAAGGCUGCGAUCAUGACACCCAUGAUGCAUCUGUUGUUGCUCCCACUCCUAUUUAGCAUUGCUGCUUGCAAGGAUCUAGAGGAAAAGAAGGGCCCGUUUGAGAACACAGAGCUUAAUGUGCCAGAGGGGACACCAGUGCCGUACCCCAUGUAUCAGUUUCAUGUGAAGCACCCAGGUGUCAAUAAUUUCAGGCUGAGUGGAGAAGGUAAGGAAGACAUUAAGAUUUCGAAGGACGGUUGGCUGUACCUGGACAAGUCUCUGGACUGGUCUCGAGAAGACCAUUACAUGAUCGGGGUGGAGGCGCUGGCAGAUGAUGAAGUUGUGGAUGGCCCAGUUUAUGUGACAAUAAAUGUGUUGGAUGUCAACAACAACGCUCCUUUUUUCAACCAGAGCGAGUACACAGCUGUGGUCAGAGAAAACAAUCCAGCAGGCGUCCCAUUUGCCCGUGUGUUUGCAUCGGAUCAGGAUGACCCACAGACUCCCAACGCUCAUCUGAGCUACAGCCUGGUGAGCCAGAUCCCCAACAAAAACCACCAACUGCUCUUCCAGAUCGACCCAAACACUGGAGAGGUCUCCACCACAGCAGCAGGGCAAGAAAUGCUUAAAGCCAGAGAGGGCAUCCAGUAUGGCAGAGGAGAAGAUCGGAGCAUCGAAGCUCUGAGGACAAAGUUUGACGACUACUGUCCAGUCCAGAAGAUCCCCUAUGAAGACAACCCCUUCUUUACUUGUGUGGAGAGAGCAGAAAUGAGGCGGAGGAAUGUGAACCCCCUGGAGGACCCAGACUACACCCUGUCUGUUCGCGUCCAGGACCUGGGAGGAGCUUCAGAGACCGCGCUGAGUGGAAACGCCAGAGUGCACAUUGUUGUGCAGCAAAACCUGUGGGUCAACCCUGGACCUAUUACUAUUAAAGAGCACUUAAAGGAAUCUUACCCUCAUGUCAUCGCAAAGGUCCAGUCUAAUGAGCCCAACGCCCACUACAGCUUAGUGCAGAAAGAACGAGAGCUGAAGUUCCCCUUCCAGAUCACAGAAGAUGGACAAAUACUUCUGACAGAGGAGCUGGACAGAGAAGACAGGGACAUGUACAUCCUGGUGGUGCUCGCAGUAGAUGAAAACAACAAAGAGGUGGACCCACCCAUGGAGAUCCAAGUCCUGGUGGAGGAUGUGAACGACAACGCACCAGUGUGUGCAAGUGAGGAGAGUGUGUUUGAGGUGCAGGAGGACGAGCCUGCAGGCAGCCUGAUUGGACAGCUGAUGGCCCAUGAUGACGAUGAAGAAGGGACACUGAACGCUGCGCUGACCUACGCCAUCGAGUCCCUGAAUCCACCGUCCGCUGCCAGCGCCUUCUCCAUCGACGCUGCUUCUGGAAGAAUCCAGGCGUUGCGCUCGCUGCAGAGAAAAGACCAGCAGAUGUAUAACCUCAACAUCAGAGUCAGCGACCCAGCUUUCAGCACAGUGUGUAAGGUCCUCGUCAAGGUCAUUGACAUCAACAACGAGAUGCCUCUGUUCGAGAAGAAAGACUAUGGUAGUCAGACUCUGGCAGAGGACACUCCUGUGGGACACACAGUGCUCACCAUCAGAGCAACAGACGCUGAUGACCCAGACAGCGGCAGCUCUCUUAUCGAGUUCCACAUCACUGGCGGCAAUGAUGAUGGACUUUUUGCUGUGGAUACCGAAGGCAAAGGGGUUGGCCACGUGUUCGUAGCUAAGCCUCUGGACUUUGAGUCCUCUCCCGCCUACAAGCUCCAGAUUGAUGCUCGUAACCCGGAGCCGCUGAUGAAGGGUCUGGAGUACGGCAGCGACUCCACGGUCUUCAUCUCCGUGUCUCUCAGUGACGUGGACGAGGCUCCAGAGUUCAGCCUGGACAUCCUGGAUGUGACCGUGCCUGAAAACACCACCAAGGGAUCAGUGCUGCUUACUGUGGAGGCGAAGGAUCCAGAGGGCAAAGAGAUCAGUUUCAAGUUGGAGGGUGACACUCAGGGCUGGCUGGAGAUCAAUGCCGCCACAGGAGAGAUCAAGACCAAAGACAAGCUGGACAGAGAAGCUCUGGAGGCCUUCGAAGUCACCGUCACUGCAUUUGAGAAGGAGAACCCAGAAAAGUCCUCCGAGCGCGUCGUGUCUGUGAGGCUGCUGGAUGUGAACGACAAUAUCCCCAAACUGACGGAGACCCAGGCCUUCAUCUGUGUUAAGAAAUCUCAACCGGUCAUCAUCAAGGCCCAAGACGCAGACAGCGCCCCCUUCUCCGAGCCUUUCACCUUCGGUUUCGCCCACGGCAAGAAAUCUCAAAACUGGGAACUGAAAAACAUCGACGGUACAUCAGCUACACUGACCCUGAAGAAAAAACCAACUGAAGAUAAAACCUUUGCGAUCCCCAUCAACAUCAAAGACAGUGCAGGGAUGGGAGUCACACAGCUGUUUGAGGUGAGAGUGUGUAACUGCACAGAGUUGGGCUACUGCUUCAUGCCACCAGCUGAACGUAGCUUCAACUGGGGAAUGGGACCCACCAUCGGGAUCCUGGCUGGCACUCUGGGAUUCUGCAUUAUUGUCUUCGCCAUAGUGAUCAAACGUGUAAGUAAGAGUGACAAGAAGAAAAACCAGAAUGGAGAGGAAGACAGGAACUCCAUUAUGUAGAGACUAUACACACACACAUGCAAAUAUUUGUACUUUUAUACUUUAGUGGCACAUCUACAUGCCUAACCUGAACAUAAUUCUAACCUCAAACCAAGCUGUACACCUUAUUCUAUGUUGAUGGUUCCUUUUUUUACAUCUUCCCACAGACAAUAGAUGGAAAUUAUACCUGUAGGUUUUUUUUCUCUUGAUGAAGGAGCAUUUUCCUUUCCAAAUAAACUAAUAAAACAAAAUUAACGAAUAAAUAAAUCCUCAUCAGCACAACCGCAGAACUGAGGACUGGAUUUUCCAACACUGUCCGCUCUCUCAGUACACACACACACACACACACUAGGGGUGGAACGGUUCACAAAAUCCACGGUUCGGUUCAGUUCACGGUUUUAUGGUAACGGUUUUCGGUUCAGUUCGGUAUACGUUGAUUGUUAGGAAAAUCAAUUGUGUCUGGUAUAGUCAUGUUAAAACUGAAAGAAUGAAGCAGUCUAACAUUUGAUACAUCAUUGUGAGAGAAGCGACAUUGCUAGUUCCAACAUGUGCUUCAUUUACUUGGCAAACAGAGAUAUCUUUAACAAAGAAGCAUAGGCUCUAUCAACACUUGACUGAGGUCCUUUUGUUUGAAAUUAACUCAAAAAUAAUGUUGACAUGUAUCAAUUGCCUGAUUAUCAGUACUUCAUGGAAAACUUAGUUUUUUCCUCUUGAACUUAAAAGUGCAGUGCUUGAAAUACAAAUCAAAUAAUUAAGGCUGGAUUUCUUAUCAAACUUAAGUGUCACUGUGCUAUCUAAAAUAACAAAAUAAAUCAUCCAGUAAACAAUCAUCAAUAUAAAAUGUAGCUUAAAUCAAACUAACACAUACUGCACUGCAACUUCCAUUCUGUCAGUGCUUCAGAGAUGCUCGCUAGUAUGGCUCUCAUAAAGGGGGCGUGUCUGUAAAACGGAGCUUUUCAUCUGCCAUUCUGAGGUAAUGUAAUGGGCAGUCACAGUCAGGAAACUUUCAGUAGCCCUAGAGGUCCAUCCAUCAGUAGUUAGCGCUACAGAGGCUGUGUCAGACAACAAUUCCUUGUCGGGUCUCUUCAUAAAGUGCGGUAAUUACCGUGUUGCUGAAGUGUUUGCAGGAGGGGGUUUUAUAUCAUGGCUCCAGUGCUUUAAUAAUAGAACGGAAUAGUGUUGCCGUUAGUGUAAACAACACGUGUUGCACAAUGCUUGCACACUGUCGCACUUUUGUCAACUUUCUUACCGCCGUCAUCGUAGGUCACUCUAAAUGCAAAGUGGUCCCAUACAGCAGACCUAUAGAGUGCUGCUGGCGCAUCUUCUAACUCUGGCUCUUUCCCACUCACCAUACCCACACAUUUCUCCACAACAACUGACCCACUACUUUUUCUAUCUGCUACACCCGGCUACACUGCUUCGCUUGUUGUUGUUUACUACUGGUGGUUGGCUUUAGGCGCAGUAGCGCCACCUUUUGCUCUGGAGUGUACACGCUUCGCCCCUAAUGAGAAAAAUGAGCAGUGCAUGAACCGAACGCAACACACGCAAAUUGAACCGAGACAGUCGAACCGAACAAUUCUGACGGUUUUCAUGAACCGUUCCAUCCCUAACACACACACACACACACACACACACACACACACACACACACACACACACACACACACAUAUUCACAUAAGAUUAUUUUUAUUUUAUUAAGAGAGUUGAUUAUUAAGUGCUGUGCAUACUUAAUUACUGUCAGGUUGCUAAAUGCAUGAUAAUCAGGCAUUUAUACAGCUUGUUAACAUAUUUUAUUUGAGCUUCCCUCCCGGACUCCGGUUGCUUCAUUAGCAGCUAAAUCAUCUCACAUAUUUUAAUUAGUUUCUGGCCCAGAGCUCGUGUUGCUUGAAUGUGAUGACUGACUGAAUACUGUAGGGCUGCAAGUUACGAUGACUGUCAUUGUCGAUUAAAAUGUUCUUGAUUGAUCAAAAGUUUCAGAAAAUGGUAAAAAAAAAAAAAAAGUUGAUAAUUGUUUAUUGAAGCAGAGGAUUUUACUUAUUUUUAAGUUAAAUAGAAACAGUUACUUAACUAAUUAAUCUUUGCAGCUCUUGAAUAUUUUUGUUUAAGCUGGAAAUGUCUUGGACGAAACAUCUUAAACCCAGAGCGUCACUCCCUGUAAUGAUCAUCUACAAAUGUGUUUUGUAAUGAGCUGCUCUGUUUCCCAAUAAACAAAGAAACUGGGAGUCACUUUCA
Molecule: messenger RNA, 4912 nt
Organism: Centropristis striata (black sea bass)
Lineage: Eukaryota; Metazoa; Chordata; Actinopteri; Perciformes; Serranidae
Gene: cdh17
Product: cadherin 17, LI cadherin (liver-intestine)
Exons: 19
Coding region: 85-2700 (871 amino acids)
Biological process (GO): calcium-dependent cell-cell adhesion; multicellular organism development; cell-cell junction assembly
Cellular component (GO): adherens junction; catenin complex; plasma membrane
Molecular function (GO): cadherin binding; calcium ion binding
Source: RefSeq, a predicted model, not a curated record